CAGUCAUGACAACAAUCCGAUUACAUUGAGACACUUAUCUGUGCAGGCUAUUUAUGCGCAUACCAGCAGUGCUUAGGAGCAAGACCCACUUAGAAGAACCGUCGCAUGCACUGAACAAGGGGUAUUUAUUUGUAUUUUUAUACUAAUUGUAAUAGAACUAAAGAGAAAGUAUUUAUUGAGCAACAUUGCAACUUUUCUUUGAGCUAGCCUACCUAUGUAUGGAGGAAUUAUCUGUGGACAUUUAGGCUAUCAAGUGGAGGACACUACGCGCAAGAAAAGGGGCUGAUGAAGGUAACCUACAUGGUGUAAAGAUGGAUACUAGUCCUACAAGAAGUAUUGAUGGACAGACAUGUGUGGGGGAGAGCCCUGCCCGCAAUGGGGAGUCCAGGCACCGAGGCAGCACCAGGGGCAGCUUCCACGCAGUUGCCACAUGGAGCUCAUCCUCCCAGUCCUCCCAAAAGGAAGAUCUGGGGAGCAAUGUUAGUAAGAGACUUAAUUCUAUUGUCAACUCCCAAUACAAUGACCAUCACAGCACCACAGCAGAUCCCAAGGGCCAACUGUGGGUGUCAGCAGAACCUGACACAACCACCACCAAUACCGCCACUACCACAUUCUCCAAGGGAGCAGAAGUCAUCACUUCUACUCAGGCCUCAGAGACGGAGGAGAAUGACCAUGUGGACCAGUCCACCUACUUUCAGAGGCAGUUUGGGGCGCUGCUCCAGCCAGGGGUCAACAAGUUCUCCCUGCGCAUGUUUGGUAGUCACAAGGGCGUGGCAGCGGAGCAGGCCAGGGUCAAAUCCUUUGGAGUGUGGAUCAUCCACCCCUACAGUGACUUCAGGUUCUAUUGGGACAUUGUGAUGCUACUCCUGAUGAUGUGCAACCUGGUCAUCCUCCCCUGGGGCAUCACCUUCUUUGAAGACCAGAAAACAUUGCCCUGGAUCUCGUUCAACGUCAUCUCUGACACCUGCUUCCUGGUCGACCUGGUCCUCAACUUCCGCACGGGCGUCCUAGAGGGAGACGACCAGAUCAUCCUGGACCCCAAGGUGAUCCGUAUGCGUUACCUGAAGACUUGGUUCGUGGUGGACUUCAUCUCCUCCAUCCCAAUGGACUACAUCUUCCUGAUAGUGGACCUGGAGGCCCAGAUGGAGGCUUCGGAUGUGUACCGCACGGCCCGUGCUCUCCGUAUCGUCCGCUUCACCAAGAUCCUCAGCCUGCUGCGCCUCCUGAGACUGUCCCGCUUCAUCCGCUACAUCCAUCAGUGGGAGGAGAUAUUCCACAUGACCUAUGACCUGGCCAGUGCUGUUGUGCGUAUAGUAAACCUGAUUGGUAUGAUGCUACUGCUGUGCCAUUGGGACGGCUGCAUGCAAUUCAUGGUGCCCAUGUUGCAGGAUUUCCCACCAGAUUGCUGGGUUACCAAGAACAACAUGGUGAAUUCCACAUGGCAUUUACAGUACUCAUAUGCCUUGUUCAUGGCAAUGAGUCACAUGUUGUGUAUAGGAUAUGGUGCCCAGGCUCCCGAGGGCAUGACGGACGUAUGGCUGACUAUCAUGAGUAUGAUUGUGGGUGCCACCUGCUAUGCCAUGUUUCUGGGCCAUGCCGCCAACCUGGUUCAGUCCAUAGACGCCUCCCGACGACAGUAUCAAGACAAGUAUAAGCAGGUGGAGCAGUACAUGUCGUUCCAUAAGCUGCCGGCGGACGUGAGGCAGAGGAUCCAUGAGUACUAUGAGAUUCGCUUCCAGGGCAAGAUGUUUGACGAAGACAGUAUUCUGGGAGAACUCAGCGACCCGCUCAAGGAGGAAAUUGUGAGCUUCAACUGCCGUGGGUUGGUAGCCAACAUGCCACUAUUUGCCAAUACAGAUCCUCAUUUUGUAACGGUGAUUUUGACCAAGCUGCGCUUUGAGGUCUUUCAGCCUAAUGACUUCAUCAUACGGGAGGGAACACUGGGGCGGAAGAUGUACUUUGUCCAACACGGCUGUGUUACCGUGCUCCCCCGCGGAAAAAAAGAGAUACAGCUUAGCGAUGGAGCCUACUUUGGGGAGAUCUGCCUGCUGACCCGUGGACGUCGGACGGCAAGCGUGAGGGCUGAUACGUACUGCCGCCUCUACUCCCUGAGUGUGGACAGCUUCAACGAAGUCCUGGAGGAGCACCCGCUGAUGAGGAGGGCCUUUGAGAGCGUGGCUGUGGACCGUCUGGACCGGGUACAGGGGCGAGAACCCUUCAUGAGCUUCUCCACAGACUGACUGACACUUAUGGGCUCAUAGAGGAGAGUUGACACAGGCAGCACAGUGGAAACCUAUGUGGCAAGAUGGAGGGCAUUCAACUGAUAAAAAUCUGACAGUCAAUGGACAUGUUGCUCUUGUUUUUAGUUUGGGAACCUACUUAUAGAAAGUUAUGCUUCAAAUACGUUUAUUAAGAAGCAUAUUACAAUGGAAACAAGUGUAUAAAUAUAUCAAUGAGCUUCCCUUUUUAACAGAUAAAAUAACAGUAACGUACACCAAAACAAAAUAUGAAAUAAAAAUUAAUAGUACCCCC
This is a messenger RNA of Oncorhynchus keta (chum salmon), 2532 nucleotides long. It is a transcript of the gene hcn3, whose product is annotated as hyperpolarization activated cyclic nucleotide-gated potassium channel 3. Gene Ontology annotation, biological process: transmembrane transport; potassium ion transport. The transcript has 9 exons. Gene Ontology annotation, cellular component: membrane. Lineage: Eukaryota; Metazoa; Chordata; Actinopteri; Salmoniformes; Salmonidae. The coding region runs from base 312 to 2240 and encodes 642 amino acids. The record is from RefSeq and is a predicted model, not a curated record. Gene Ontology annotation, molecular function: voltage-gated potassium channel activity.